UUCAGUUUUCUUCCUUCAGCAACCUGAAUAUCUUAAAAUCUCAACUGCAAACAAAGUUCUUAGCUACCAUUCAAAAGAAAUCUUAGUAUUUCAGUACCCAACAAAGCUUUCCUAGUGUUUUCUCGUACCAAGUCUUUUGCCAAGUACUUUCUACUUAAACAUAGUUUGCUGCAAAUUGUUAAGCUGAAGAAAAUGCCGAAGAAGAACAGUGAUGUCGCUCAAAGAGCAUGGAGACUCCUGCGUCUAGCAUUGUUAUGGACAAGAAAAGGUGGGGUAUUCAAAAGACGGCUUAUGAUGGAGCUACGGUUGGUGCCUAAGUUUCUCAAAGGCCUUGGACAUACAACAGCUCCUCGUGACCAAAUCAGCUAUUACAAGGAACGCGAGCUUUCCUUCGAUGAGACCCCCAUUUUCCACGUUAAGAUGCACCGUCCUGCUUCCAUGCGGUUCCUUCUCCCUUGCAUUAGCGCUGAGGAAGUAGAUUUUGAUUACGAUUUUGGUAUCGAUGAAAAUGGAGUUUACGGGUAUGAUAGUGGAAGGAAGAGCUACUCAACAGGCUCUGAGGCUAAAGACAAAGAAUGUGGAUAUGAGGGUUGUGAUGAGAAGAGCCCAUAUCCAUUAGAGGAAGAAGGGAUUGAUUCAAAGGCGGAGAAGUUCAUAGCUAAGUUUCAUGAGCAAAUGAAGUUACAAAGACAAUUUUCAUAUUUGGAAUAUACUGAAAUGCUUAACAGAGGCGCAAGUUGAAUCUUGGGGUCUUCGAGAAAUCAGCGUCCUUUUCAAGUUCAUAAUUUCGCAUAUUCUGCACCUUUUCCUUUUUUUUUUUUUUUGAGUCUGCGGCUUUUGCAGAAAAUUUUUUCGCUAGAGAUCAGACACUGCUUCUUUUUGUUAUUUUUGUAAAUAACGAGGAUUCGAGCGUUCACAAAUUUAUCAAUAAGAACUGAAAAAAAAUUGGAUGUUGA
This is a messenger RNA of Durio zibethinus, 956 nucleotides long. RefSeq lists its product as uncharacterized. The record is from RefSeq and is a predicted model, not a curated record. NCBI's taxonomy places the organism in Eukaryota, Viridiplantae, Streptophyta, Magnoliopsida, Malvales, Malvaceae.